Rhinolophus ferrumequinum (greater horseshoe bat) is the source of this 648-nucleotide messenger RNA. RefSeq names its product ribonuclease A family member 10 (inactive) (gene RNASE10). The transcript has a single exon. Gene Ontology annotation, molecular function: nucleic acid binding. Bases 1 to 648 code for a protein of 215 amino acids. The record is from RefSeq and is a predicted model, not a curated record. Lineage: Eukaryota; Metazoa; Chordata; Mammalia; Chiroptera; Rhinolophidae.
AUGAAGCUGACUCUGGCGCAGAUCUUUUUCAUGAUGCUGCUGCUGUUGCUGGGCCUGGGGGUGGGCCUGGGGUUGGGGCUUCAGAUGGCCGCAGCAGUCCUGGAGGACAGUGAUCAGUCACUGAAUGAGUUUUGGUCCAGUGACUCACAGGACAAGGCUGCGGCCACUAAGGAGGGAGAGGGCAUCCGAACAACAGAAAUCCUGCUGCUUAGCAACAAAGGAGUGGUGCAACCCGGCUGGCCAGAAGAGACCAUCCUCAAUGAAGAUGAAGUUGGAGGAAACAAGAUGCUCAGAGCUGAGGCUCUCUUUCAGAGCAACAAAGACUAUCCCAGGCUGGACCUGAUGGCCCGGGAAUGCAAUGCCAUGAUGGCACACAAGAUGAAGGAGCACAACCACACAUGCAUAACCCAGUACACAUUCAUCCAUGAGGAGCUAGAUGCAGUCAAAGCUGUCUGUAAAAGUCCUGUUGUUGCCUGUGAUCUCAAAGGAGGCAAAUGUCACAAAAGCUCCCGUCCUUUUGAUUUGACAUUCUGCAAGUUAUCCAAACCAGGCCAAGUCACUCCUCACUGCCAUUACGUAACUUUCAUUUUUGAAAAGUUCGUUAUUAUAUCCUGUAAUGACAUGAAAGUCCAGGUAACGUCUGGAUAA